This is a messenger RNA of Bacillus rossius redtenbacheri, 1504 nucleotides long. RefSeq names its product dentin sialophosphoprotein-like. Bases 128 to 928 code for a protein of 266 amino acids. Lineage: Eukaryota; Metazoa; Arthropoda; Insecta; Phasmatodea; Bacillidae. The transcript has 7 exons. The record is from RefSeq and is a predicted model, not a curated record.
CCAGGUGGGCCGGGUGAGAAUCAACUUCACACAGUGCUAAUUGUCAUCUGACGGGAACAGCGCGUCUAUAAGAGAUGUGCUAAGGUCGACUGCCAUCCAGUACCCGACAGCCACAAGAGGAUACAUCAUGGACCGGAAGAAGUUUAUCAUACUGUUGGGAGCACUGCUUCGCGCAUUCAUGCUAACAACUUGUUUACCUUUGGAGGAUGCAACUACAAGCAAGGGAAGCAGCAGCCUGGAGCCACUACCAGUCCUGCCACUGCAAACCACAGCCACGUGGCUGAAUGACCAGGACAAGUCAACGUUACAAGAUGAGACAACUGUAAGUAAUGCAGAGGAUCAAACAACACAGAACUACGAAGAAGAGACGACGCACAUCAGCGUGUCAGGAAACUCAACCUCCCACCCUGUGCUGGCGACCAACCAGGACAGGAUCACCACAGUGAAGAUCAUCAUCAUCAGCAGAUCCACAACACUAGCGAUGCUAGCCAACAAGCAGGCCGACAACACGACAGAUGUGGCGGGCAGCACCGCCGCUCGGGACAGUGCAGAAGAACUGACGACCAGUCCCUGGACAGACCUGCUGACAACGCGGGGUUUCUUUAGAAAACGCAGGGACACCUCCCACGGCAGUGACAGUUCACAAAGCAGCGAUAGUUCGGACAGCAGUGACAGCUCGGACAGCGACAGCUCCCACAGCAGCGAAGAAAAACACAUUCAACGCAGAAGAAAACGUGAUGAGGAUGUCAGCGAUGCUUAUGACAUUGAUCCUAAUAUUGACGCUAUUGAUGAAGACAAGAAUGAUAGCAACAGUGAGGACUGUAAUGAUGAUGAUGGUGGUGAAGAAAACGGAACCCGAAAAAAACGGACACCAAUUCUUCCAUGGGGCAGUGAUGACAUUCCCUACACCUACCUCGGCAAGAAGUGACGAGCAGGAAUUGUUACUGAGCAAAGGAUUUCCCAGUGGUGAAAAAACAUUUUUGACAAGGACUGGAUGUCGAACUCAGGUCUAAGGCCUUUCAAAAAAUACGUACACGUAAAAGUAUAUGUACUAAAAGAAUAAGUAUGUACUAGUUAAUUUACAGUGAUAUUUAUUCAGCAUACAGCUUUAUCAUUAUAGAAAUUCUCGUAUGUUACUAAUGUGUACUCCUAGAGAAGACAAAUGUGAAAUGAACCUAGUGAAGAUUUUGUGUAAUAUCAAUGCACAAACUGAUUGUGAUAAAAAGGGUGACUAGUAUUUCAGUCAGCCCAAAAAAUUUCUCACUCAAAAUGAAAAAAUAGCAAUGAAAAGUAAAAUUUCAAAAAUGAUAGUAUACCAGAAACUUUGCUUGUGUUCACUAAUAAAUAAAAAUGGGUUUGUGAGAAAAAAAUUAUCAUCUAUAAAUAUUUAUGCUUUAAGCCAAUAAUAAAAGAAUUAAUAAAUGUAAAAAAAAAUUGUACGAUGAUACUGUACAUCCUCAAAUUAAGAAAUAAUUGAAAUAAUAAAAAAUACCCAUACAAGAAA